AUUUGAGAAGUUUUUAUUGGAAAAACUGCAUUCAGUAGACUUCGCCGUUUACAAAAGCGGUGGCAAACUAUGGAAAGCAUGGAUCUGUUUCCAGACUUUUAGGAAUACGGAGACUUUGGAUGGUCGUAUCAGGACAGCGAGUUGUCUUUGUUUUAACGGAGCUGCAAUGGCUCUAGCUAGAAGAAAAAAGCCUAAUCUGAAGGAACUGUGCUGAAUGUAGCUCAUUCAUGGAGUAAAGAGAGUCGUUUGGGGAUCAUGAGUACAGGAAUGAAGAAACCACCGGUUGCCCCCAAACCCAAGCUGGUUCAUCCGCAAAAACCAUCUCCUCCUCCCAUUGCUCCGAAACCUGACAUCCUCCAGCCUUCUCCCUCACCGACUGUUUUCAAGAGAGGAAAACCUGCAGUUGCUCCCAAACCAUGCUUGCCCAAAGUCAACCCCCUGGUUCCUCAAAAAUCACCCCAGUUAAAGAAAAAUCCAUGCAAGACCCCUGUCUCCAAAAACGGGGGUCCUGCUCUACUCCCAUCACACCUAUCACCUUACAUUAUUCCUCCCUGCCCUCAGGGUCAUCUCCUAGGCGACAGCGAAUUAGAGGGUUCUAAGGAUAUAAGUGCAACACCAGAAGUAGGUGUUUUCAAGGAGGGUGAAACCCUAAAAGAACAGCUGUGUCAUGACAUGCGAGAACAGGCUGACCUAUCCAAGCAAGAACAAAUCCAAGCUUCCACAGACUUAUUCUACACUCCCACAGAGACACAGGAGGAAACACACACUCCCACACUACUGAAUAAUCUGGCCAGUACACAAAAACAAGCUUCUAUCCCAGUCCCAAAACACAGCCAUGCACAAUCUCUACAGGAAAAGGAUGAGUCUUUGGAGCCGAAACAGGCCAGGAAUUCCGUUCCUGACUCUUGCACGAGUGAAAGUGUUGAUGUUUGUGUUCCGGCACCACCCAGUAAACCACUCCCCAUACCCCACCCACGGCGUCCCCGUAGAGUUUUACAUCGGCAAAAUGUUGUGGAGAUUGGACACUUGGAUACUCAAACGGCAGAAACUUCUGAACACGUUCGGUCAAACACAAUAUUGGAAAAUACAGAAAGCACUUCAACAACCUGUCACGCCCACACGGACACACCCCUAAAUUCCCGUUUGUCCGAGGAAAACACUGACGACUUGACCUGCACUGAUCCUUUGCACAAAAUAGACUCUUCUCAUAGUACACAGACUGAAAUCGACUCCAGUCACUAUGCUGCUCCAACAAAUGGUGCAGCUUUAGAUUCUGUAAACACAUCAGCCGAGGAGGGUUCACAACCUCCAGCCCCUCCCCCUCGGCAGAAGUCCCUCCCCCAAACAGGUGAUUCCUCACAUAGGACCUCAUCGUCGGUGGAUAAUCUGCUUUUGCAAUGUCACACUGACCCUCAAAGUGUUGGGAGUAAAGAUGAUGAGGAGGAAAACAGUGAGGAAGAUGAUGAAGCAUAUGGAGAUUUUGCUCGAUACCCAGUUACCCGAAGCCUUCCUAAACAGGCUAAGCUUAGCUGUGGACAACAGGUUUCAGUGGCAAUAACCAAGACAUCUUUCAGCGGAGAGGAGAGGUCACCGAAGGUCAUGCCCAAAAAGCCUCAGAGAAACAGCCUUCCCGCAUCUGUUAUGUUACGGAAACAAAACACGCCUCCGCAAACAGACGCCCCUCCUCCGCUUCCUAACUCCAGCCCACCCAUAUUCAGGGAACUACCUGCACCUCCUCAGGAGAAACAAUCGUGGCGAGUUGCCCUACCUAGCAUCCCACUCUUCAACAGGAGCCAACCGUCUCGCAGUAACAGCCAACCACAGACUGAAGGGGCAGGACCUGUAUUAAUCAAACAAAGGGCAAAGUCCUUUUCCUCGGCAGAUCUUCAGCGAGUAGAUCCGAAUGGAUCAGAGUCCGGUGGACAGUUGGUGCGUUCCGAACAAGGGCGUCGUAGCCUGCGAAAACUUCUAGAGCUACGUGUUUGCGCACGCUUGCUUCCGAAGUUGCUUCGCAGUGGACAGUCCCUAGAUUGCACUCGUGGUGAUCCGGAGUACGAGGAUCAAAAUGACACGCCCAUUAACAAGGCCACCUCUGGAGAUGAUGAAGCUGCUCAAGGUGAUAGUGAGGGUGAUUGUGGGGUUGAAUAUGAAAACGUUCAAUUAUACGAAGAGAUUCCAGAGUACAUGAACCUCCCCUGGGUCUAUUCCAACCAGGAUGCCGACGCAGGCGUAUACGAGGUGCAAGAACCUUGUGAUAUCAGCAGAUGUUCAGUGAGCGGUGAUCUCUCAGAUGAUGGAUUGAGCUCUAAUGAUGAAGAUGAUAACAGCUCCGCCUCCAGCAAGGAAGACAUGAGCCAAUCAAAAGACAAAGAGGAAAUAGAGAGAUCAAAGAGGAAUAAGGUGGUCCACAUCGCAAUGGAGAUCAUGGGCUCAGAGAAAGUAUUUGUGGAUGUUCUGAAGUUACUUCACAUCGAUUUUCGGGAUGCGGUUGCCAAAGCGACUCGUGCUAGCGGGAAACCUUUGGUGGAGGAGAAGGUGUUAAAUCAGAUCUUGUACUAUCUGCCCCAACUCUACGAACUGAAUAAAGACCUACUGAAAGAGCUGGAGGAGAGAGUAGCCCACUGGUCUGAUCAUCAGAGACUGGCUGAUAUUUUUGUUCAGAAAGGUCCAUACCUGAAGAUGUACUCCACCUACAUACGAGAGUUCGACCGUAACGUGGCUUUGCUGGAUGAACAGUGUCGCAAAAAUCCUCCUUUUGCCAGCGUUGUGCGUCAGUUUGAGACGAGUCCUCGCUGUGCAAGCCUAGCUUUGAAGCAUUACCUGCUGAAACCCGUGCAGCGGAUACCUCAGUAUCAGCUCCUGCUUACAGAUUAUUUGAAGAACCUUCCUGAGGAUUCGUCCGACUACAAAGAUACACAAACUGCUCUCAGCGUGGUGAAAGAAGUGGCAAAUCAUGCAAACGACAUCAUGAAACAAGGGGAUAACUUUCAGAAGCUGAUGCAGGUUCAGUACAGUCUCAACGGCCAUCAUGAAAUCGUGCAGCCUGGAAGGGUUUUCUUAAAAGAGGGCACCCUGAUGAAACUCUCCAGAAAGGUUAUGCAACCCAGAAUGUUCUUCUUGUUUAAUGACAUUCUGCUGUACACAACACCAGUUCAGUCUGGCCAGUAUAAAGUCAACAGCAUGCUCUCUCUGGCUGGAAUGAAGGUCAGCAAGCCCAGUCAAGAGGCCUAUCAGAAUGAGCUAAACAUUGAGAGUGUGGAACGUUCCUUCAUACUUUCUGCCAAUUCAGCCACAGAGAGAGACGAGUGGUUGGAAGCCAUCGCUACAGCAAUAGAUGACUACACCAGAAAGAAGAUUUCCUUCUUCUCCAGUCGAAGCCAAGAGUUUGAGGGCUUCUCAGAUGAUGGUCCACCACUGGGUUCUAAAGCUCCUAUCUGGAUACCAGAUUUACGAGCCACCAUGUGUAUGAUCUGCACGUGUGAGUUCACGCUCACCUGGAGACGCCACCAUUGCCGUGCCUGUGGAAGGGUGGUGUGCCAGGCAUGUUCAUCUAAUAAGUUUUAUCUGGAAUACCUGAAGAAUCAGUUAGCACGGGUGUGUGAUCACUGCUACAUUAAACUACAGCACAAAGGUGACCAAUCCAAUGUGACCGUUUCCCCAAGUGGGCGGGGUUCAUCAUUCGCUUUUUCUAGAAAACAGAAAAGGAUUCCUUCAGCCCUCAAAGAGGUGUCUGCCAACACUGAAAAUUCCUCCAUGAGCGGAUACCUGCAGAGAUCCAAAGGCCACAAGAAACCGUGGAAAAGACUGUGGUUUGUCAUUAAGAACAAAGUCCUCUACACAUACGCCGCUAGUGAAGAUGUUGCGGCAUUGGAGAGUCAGCCACUGCUAGGCUUUUUUCUCAGAGAGGAGAAGACGGGACCGGCUCAAAAACUGCAGUUCAAACUCUACCAUAAGAAUACACUUUACUACAUCUUCAGAGCAGAGGAUAUCCCCACCGCUCAGAGAUGGAUCGAGGCAUUUCAAGAGGCCAUGAUACUUUGACAUGGAUUGAAUUAAGGAUGAUACAAAAAUGUUGCUCAUCUGGGUUUACCUCUGGCCAUCCACUUUGGACUGAGGAUGCACAAAUUAAAACCCAGUUCAAAGCAAUGGAUGCUGGUAGAUGAAGUUAAUGUAUUAAUUUAUCCUAAGCAACCAGACUAGAUGAAUGUGAGGAAUUAAUCUAUAAUAAUUUCGUUCUUAAUGAAAUUUUAGAGAGAGAAAAAACGCCUCACUGUGCUAUUUUUUUGGUGCUUCACAUUAUCAUGAAACCAGCCCACAGAGCCUCAAAGCUUAGAUACACCAGCCAAAGGCUCUAGAAAUUGAAGUUAUCGUUGACUCGUGACUCAUUGGGUUUACUUAUGAACUACAUUUUAUACUGAAUCCAUGUUAUUGCCCACUUUUAGAUACUUUGUAAGGCUCCUAUUUUGAUCUGUUAAGGACAUAAUAUGGAUGCAGUUCGAAUCUCAAUAAUUGCAGUAUCGUAUGUCACCUGAUGAAGGUUGUUCAAAUGAUUUGGUUACAAGUGUGAUUCAUAGUUAAGUCUGAAUGUGUAUGAGGAAGUAUGACACAAGGAAUGUCUGAAGACAGGUCACACCUUCGGCACCGUCAUGUGACGCUGUCCGAGUAAGUCUGGCAUGGUGCAUUAUGGGAGAUUUUGGAUUCAACUGUGAAGGCUUGGGGAAAAGAAGGCUUAAAAAUAUAUUUGGACCUUUAUGAAACACAAGCAGAGGAAUUUCUGUGUUAAUCGUGCACGAAAUCAUUCUUGCAUAAAUUGUCAUAUUUUUUUAAAUGAAUAAUUGUUCUUAUGUUAGAUUUAUGCAUUGAAUGCAGCAAUUUACAUAAGAAUGUAUUUUUCAAUAUUUGCACGCAAGUAUUGAAGAAUGAUUUUACUCGUGAAGGACUCUGAAAUUCACUCGGUUCAUGUUUUAUGAAUAUGGCCCAUUGAGUUUUAUAACGUUCUUCUGUUAGCCUUUAUGAAAAAUAUUUUUAAAUAAUCUUUUUAAAAUUAUUUUGUACAAAAUAGGCCUUUUGACUGAUGUUUAAAACGUUAUACUGGACAUAACUGGACAAAACUGUGUACAUAUUCUGUAAAUGGUAAUAUAAUGCAGGUGUAUUUAAAAUAGUUCAGGAUGUUUAGUUUCCUCAUUGAAUUAUGGGUAGUAAAGACACAGUGCCAGGCUGGCUAACUAAGCACUGUUUUAACAAUCUAUAUAACAAAUUAUAGCACACCGGCUGUGAAUACAGAAAGAAGAAAUUGGGCUCUUAUCAGGGAGACAUAACACACGUUCACAUUAAAAUCUCUAAUGCACCUUGUUCAGGAUCAUCUUAACUCUUUGACCAACAAGAGUAAACAGAUGAUGGUUUUCUAAAACUGAUCAAACCACUGAUCUCUCAAUGUUUAAAAUGCAACACAUAUAAUGGCCCUUUAUUCGUUUGCCUUUACUUCCGUAUUGAUCACUUUGUGUGUUGGAUGUUUGUUUACAUUUUUAUAUUGUUAAGGGUGUUAUGAUUUUGGGAAACAUUAAGAUAUGCCACUGUUCUGUCAAAUGAGUUAUGCUUGUUUACGAAGUGCCCCACUUUAAAUGAAAAUAUCCUUCACUCCUCAACUUUCUGAUUAUGAAGGCACUGGUUGUUUACUUUUCCAUCCAAAAAUUCAGGAGAAAAUCUUUUUUGUUAUAACCUGAGGAUUACAAGGGAGUAGGCUAUGCCCAAACAUAAAUGUAAAGUUAAAUAACUUUUAAUAAAUAAUGUAAGGUAAUGAAAUAAUGUUUUGUCACUUGCAUUCAUUGUGUGUGUGUGGUAUAAAUUGUUGUUUUAUGAACCUUCCCUAUGAUGACAAAUAAGACGAUCAGAAAAACAGUACUGAUAAUUACAUUGCGCUAUCUAAAGUAAAAUAAAUGUUUAAAUAUGUUGGGAUGUCAUCAUUAUACCUGAAGAAAGACUACAGUCAGUGUUAACAGUAUCAGCUGACAGUUUUUACAGUUUAAUCUGACAAGAUUAUCAACUAUGAGGUUCUUGGAAGAACACUUUAAUACAAAUAUAACAUUUUCAGAUAUCAGUAAUUUAAAGGGAUAGUUCAUCAAAAAAUAAAAAUUCUGUCAUCAUUUACUCACUCUCAUGUUGUUACAAACCCACAAAAAUUUCUUUGUUCUGAUGAACCAAACAGAUCUGAAGCCUCUUUGACUUUCCUAGUAGGAAAGAAGAAU
Messenger RNA from Paramisgurnus dabryanus, 6245 nucleotides. The record is from RefSeq and is a predicted model, not a curated record. NCBI's taxonomy places the organism in Eukaryota, Metazoa, Chordata, Actinopteri, Cypriniformes, Cobitidae.